AUGUAUACACCGAACAGAAGUGUCGAACAUAGGCAAACGCCUAUAUUCAUUCCUUCUACACCAAAUCGAUCAUCCCAAGGCCCAAUAUAUCAUGUCUAUAGUCAUUAUGGAUGUAGUAGUAAAGAUGUUGAUCGUUGUGCGAUGUGUAAAUAUUUAUUACAACCAAAUACUUAUCUACAUACAAAUCCUCAAUCAUUUAUUGCUGCAACAAAACAUUCCAGCUUGCCACCAAUUCAACGUCAAUUAUCACCAACACCUAUCAAACCAAUUCGAUAUCAAAUUGAUGAUCAAAAUGAUUUAUAUCUCUUGCCGAAAAUUCCUGGAUCAUCAAAAACACAACGAGAAGCUGAAGAUGCUGCUAUUAUUAAUAUAUGUUUAAAAGAUAAAUCUAUUGAUCGUAUUAUACUUGUCGAUGCUGAUGAAGAUAAUAAUCCUGAAGACGAUGACGAUGUUCUCUAUGUACGUUUAUAUGACCUUGAAUAA
Rotaria sordida is the source of this 483-nucleotide messenger RNA. Lineage: Eukaryota; Metazoa; Rotifera; Eurotatoria; Philodinida; Philodinidae. The record is from the annotation of a GenBank genome assembly.